Molecule: messenger RNA, 2533 nt
Organism: Brassica oleracea var. oleracea
Lineage: Eukaryota; Viridiplantae; Streptophyta; Magnoliopsida; Brassicales; Brassicaceae
Product: translation initiation factor IF-2
Exons: 8
Coding region: 197-2407 (736 amino acids)
Biological process (GO): translational initiation
Molecular function (GO): translation initiation factor activity; GTP binding; GTPase activity
Source: RefSeq, a predicted model, not a curated record
AAAAGCCCAAAUGAAAGAGAGAGAUAUUUGUGCUUUCCAUCUUUUUGUUGUUCUUAUUUCCCGAGGAUUCUUUUUCUUCUCAGCUUCUAAGUUCCGAAUCUGCCACGAUUGUCUGAGAGACAAGACUCCACAAGACAAGAGAUACUCCCUGUAAUCCGAUCGAAGCUUUCAAGUGCAGAGAUUGAUUGGCGUAUGAAUGGCGCUGAGUCACUUAGGCAAGAAGGGCAUUGAAACCUCUUUUAAAAGAGGUUUGGUUCUUCCGCGGGUACCAGCAUCUACAGAGAGACAUAUUUCCUCUACGUUUUCCAAAAGCACUUCUGGAAGUGUUGCUUUCUCAUUCGCUCGGUACAUUAAUGGGUUCGGGUUCAGCUCGCCUAAUCAUGAAUCUUUCCCAACCUUCACAUCCAUAAGCAGGUGCUUUCAUGUAAGCCGAGAAACACUGGCGAGAAGAAAAGAGGAUCCUGAUCGUCAGCUGAGCCAUCGUGAGCUCAAGAAGCAGACUGUGAAAACGAAAGGAAAGUUCUCAAAACGGGAGAAGAAAACUGAUAAGCCACCCGUUGAAGCUCCUUAUGUGCCUCCCAGGCUACAAAGAUUGGCAAAGGGAUUGGCUGAGAAAACAGUCGAUGUGUUCGAAGGCAUGACCUUACUUGAGUUCUCCAAGCGUACUGGUGAGUCAUUGGCGGUUUUGCAGAGCAUUCUCCUCAAUGUUGGGGAAACCGUUAGUUCGGAGUUCGACGCAAUCAGCAUAGAUGUUGCCGAGCUUCUUGCAAUGGAAAUAGGGAUCAAUGUAAGGAGACAGCACACUACAGAAGGAUCACAGAUCCUCCCAAGGCCUCCGGUUGUAACGGUAAUGGGCCAUGUCGAUCAUGGAAAGACCUCUCUGUUAGACGCUUUAAGAAACACCUCCGUGGCGGCAAGAGAAGCAGGUGGGAUCACUCAGCACGUGGGUGCGUUCGUGGUGGGCAUGCCGGACUCCGGCACUUCAAUCACCUUCCUAGACACGCCUGGUCACGCCGCUUUCAGUGAGAUGCGUGCUCGGGGAGCUGCUGUUACUGAUAUAGUUGUCUUGGUGGUUGCUGCUGAUGAUGGUGUAAUGCCACAGACGCUCGAGGCCAUCGCGCACGCUAGGUCGGCCAAUGUUCCGAUUGUGGUUGCGAUUAAUAAAUGCGAUAAGCCGGGAGCUAAUCCGGAAAGAGUCAAGAACCAGCUCGCCGCUGAGGGGAUAGAGCUUGAAGAUAUCGGAGGAAACGUUCAGGUUGUUGAGGUGUCCGCAAUGAAGAGUACAGGGCUAGACAAGUUAGAAGAAGCUCUGCUUCUUGAAGCAGUGGAUAUGGACCUCAAGGCACGUGUGGAAGGACCAGCUCAGGCAUAUGUGGUGGAGGCUCGUCUAGACAAAGGCCGUGGACCGUUAGCAACCAUUAUUGUAAAGGCUGGGACUUUGGUGAGUGGUCAUCACGUAGUCAUUGGGUCUCAGUGGGGAAGACUCAGGGCUAUCCGGGACAUGGCCGGUAAGCAAACGGACCGAGCAACACCAGCGAUGCCCGUUGAGAUUGAAGGGCUUAAGGGUCUUCCGAUGGCUGGUGACGAUGUCAUUGUGGUGGAGUCAGAGGAACGAGCGAAGAUGCUUAGUGAAGGGAGGAAAAGGAAAUAUGAAAGAGAUCGGUUGUUGAAAGCAGAGGAAGCUAGAGUAGCUGAAGCAGAGAAGAAAGAAGCAGAGUCUGAAGAAGGGUUUGUUCGAGUUGAGUUACCCAUAAUAGUGAAGUCUGACGUGCAAGGUACCGCACAGGCUGUUGCUGAUGCCCUAAGAACAUUAAAUAGCCCACAGGUUUUUGUGAACAUUGUUCAUAGUGGAGUAGGAGCAGUGUCUCAUUCCGAUUUAGAAAGGGCACAAGCUUGCGGGGCGUGUAUCGUUGCCUUUAACGUUAAGGGUGGAGGUUCUGGUAAUCUUUCCGCGGCUCAAGCCAGCGUCAAGGUAUUCCAUCACCGUGUGAUAUACCAUCUGCUCGAAGACAUAGGGAACUUGAUCGUAGAGAAAGCACCGGGGGUAUCGGAGCUGGAGGUGGCCGGUGAAGCUGAAGUUCUCAGCAUUUUCAAGGUGUUGGGAAAGAGGAGAAGUGAGGAAGAUGGAGUGAGCAUCGCUGGUUGCAAAGUGAUGGAUGGUCGGGUGUGUAGAAGCGGGAUGAUGAGGCUGUUAAGGAGUGGGGAAGUGUUGUUUGAAGGGUCGUGUGCGUCGCUGAAACGGGAGAAACAAGACGUGGAACAGGUAGGGAAAGGGAACGAGUGUGGGCUUGUGAUGGGAGAGUGGAAUGAUUUUAGAGUUGGAGAUGUGAUUCAGUGCAUGGAGGCAGUCAUUAGGAAACCUAAGUUCGUUUCCUCUGAGAGUGGAGCUGUGAGAAUCGAGUGCUGAAUAUCUUUAAACUCUUGUCAAUUCAAUUAGGGAUCUUACCCUGAUAAUAAUUUUGUUGUUGUUACAGAAAGUUUCAUACAUUUCAAAUUUUUGACGAGCAAUUUGUAAUGAAAAUUACUUGAAACC